CCACAGUAGAUUAACACGAAGUUCAUAACUAUAAAACACUUACACAAUGGAGCAAUACAAAUUAAUCUUUGGAUGUUUCUUAAUUUGUGCCUUUUAUUAUGGAUUGAAAUGUGAAGUUUGUAAAAGAGAUGGUCUUUAUUCUUAUCACUGUGAGGGUUUGUGCAAUGGUUCACUUACGCUAUUCUGUGAUGAGUGUUGUAAAUUAAAUGGUACUUGGCGCUGUGUAGUAAGCACUAGAUAUCAUCAAUGCGAUACUUCGCCCAGAACCACUACUACACGUGCAUCGAUUUCCGAAAAGACCAAAACCAGUGGAACAUUAUCAACUGGAGCAGGAAUUGGACUCGGGGCAGUAUUAGUUGUUAUUGUUAUAUUUGUAAUACUGUAUGUAUUAAAAAGACGUAUGCGUCUAAGUUUGCCACACAAUAACCCAGGAACUAACAACGGUGUUGUUCAUAAUUUACAACAACCGACUCGAAAUCACAUUAUGUUCAUUAGCGGAUCGGAGGGGAAGAGUGUCAUUAUUGCUUCUACAAAUCUGUCUUAUGCUCAACAAUCUGCGCAUAACUUGCCACCAUCAUAUAUCCAAUAGCCAAUGCGUACUGUAUUGCAGUGAAGAACUACACACAUUACUAAUUUUGAUACUCAAAUUGAUGAGUUUCUACAGACUAUUGAUGGCUUGAUUGACAAGAUUUUGAAUAUUACUAUUAAAAGAAGUACAGACAUACUCGUAUAAUUGUGCAAUUAUAAAGUUAAAAACUUCCAUAAUGUCUUACUUUAACGAUAUAUGAAUAUCUUUUAUAAAGAUAUGGUCAUAAAUGUACACGAAUGUAUCAUUAUACAAGUGUCAUAUAAAUAACCAGUAGUACUCUAUAAAUCAUCAAAAAUGUUAUCUAUUCAUAUUAGUUAAACCUGUUAAUCAGGUAAACACACAUGCUGAUCAUGGUACUG
This is a messenger RNA of Mytilus trossulus (common blue mussel), 948 nucleotides long. RefSeq lists its product as uncharacterized. The record is from RefSeq and is a predicted model, not a curated record. Lineage: Eukaryota; Metazoa; Mollusca; Bivalvia; Mytilida; Mytilidae. The transcript has 6 exons. Bases 47 to 589 code for a protein of 180 amino acids.